Molecule: messenger RNA, 6198 nt
Organism: Manduca sexta (tobacco hornworm)
Lineage: Eukaryota; Metazoa; Arthropoda; Insecta; Lepidoptera; Sphingidae
Gene: Frmd5
Product: FERM domain-containing protein 5
Exons: 12
Coding region: 200-1969 (589 amino acids)
Cellular component (GO): cytoskeleton
Molecular function (GO): cytoskeletal protein binding
Source: RefSeq, a predicted model, not a curated record
AAUACCUCUCCCUUCCCCCUCGUUGCGUUCAUCUUUGUCAACCCGUUUUCUACACCGAAAUCGAAAAGCGAAACAAAUGAAAAUUCGUUUUUCCUCGUUAAUAUAAUUAAAAUUAGGUUAAUUGUGUGGCAAAGGUAUGAAAUGUAUAAUCAGUGUUAAAAUUUUAGAUCUGAAUAGUUGAAAAUUGUACAUAUUCAGCAUGUUUAAAAGCCGUGGAGAUAUUGUUUAUAAAUGUACUGUGCGACUCUUGGAGGAUACAGAAAUAUUAGAAUGUGAAUUUCACCCUACGUACAAGGGAAAAUUUUUGCUGGAACAUGUGUGUCAACAACUAAAUCUUACUGAGACUGAUUAUUUCGGGCUUCGGUACGUAGAUGCCGGCGGUCAAAGACACUGGUUGCAUAUGGCAAAAUCAAUUUUAAAACAAGUGAAAGAUGCGUCACCGAUACUAUUUAGUUUCCGGGUGAAGUUCUAUCCACCAAAUCCUCUACUACUGAAAGAAGACGUCACUAGGUUCCAGAUAUACUUGCAAUUAAAAAGGGAUCUCUUACAUGGACGGUUGUAUUGUACAUCCAACGAAGCGGCUAUGCUAGGAGCACUUAUAAUACAAAUUGAACUUGGUGAUUACGACCCUAGUAUUCAUGUUGGGAAUUAUGUUACGGAGAUGAGGUUGCUUCUCAGACAAACAGAUGCCAUCGAAGCGAGGAUACAGGAACUGCACAGGGAGCCUGUGGAGGGGACGCCUGGAGGCAGUGGAGGGGUGAAAGGCAUGUCCACGCAAGAGGCGGAACGAUCCUUCGUGAAGAUCGCCUGCCAGCUGGACACAUAUGGAGUCGACCCUCAUCCUGUAAAGGACCACAGAGGGAAUCAACUGUACUUAGGUAUCAACCAUAGCGGUAUCCUAACUUUUCAAGGCAGUAGGAAAACUCAUCACUUCAAAUGGUCCGAGGUGCACAAAAUUAACUUUGAGGGACGAAUGUUUAUAGUUCAUCUUAAUUAUCCAGAGAAAAAACACACGGUGGGAUUCAAAUGUCCGAGCGGCGCCGCGUGCCGGCAUGUGUGGUGCUGCGCCAUAGAACAAAUGCUUUUCUUCACGUUGCCAUCAUCAUCAGAGGCGUGCGUGUACUCGGGCGGAGGUCUGUUCUCGUGGGGCACCAAGUUCAAAUACGUGGGCCGCACUGAGCGGGAGAUUCUUGAGAGGGACGGACUGCUGGCACCUAGAGAUCCACAGGAAGAAGGAUCGACCACGGGAGGUAAAAGGAAAGCUUCCAGCGUACCGGCGACACCGUCGACACCCAUGACUGGUGAUUUUGUGAUGUUACUUGACAGCAUACAGCAGCCUGCCGCGGUCGACACACAGCGCGCCGCUCGAGGAGAGUGCGGUGGACGGCGCAGGCGCGGGGCCGCUGGGCGCGGGCGAGGCCUGCAACGGCGGCUGUCUGCUCAGCGGGCCCGCCGUCGACAUCGCGCUCUCCUGCUGCGACCAUCUGCGCCCCGUCUCCGAGGAGUCCAAGCCUGCAGUGUGCGCCCCCGAGUACGCGGGUCGCGACCUGCUGGAGCAGUCGUCGUCGGAGUCGGGCGCGGCGUCGCACGUGUCGCACGUGUCGCACGCGUCGCACGGCACGCACGUGUCGCACGGCACGCACGCGUCGCACGGCACGCACGUGUCGCACGCGUGCGCGGAGGAGUGCGCGGGGCCGGCGGCGGGCGGGGCAGCGGGGUCGCGGCCGUUCAGCCUGGUGCGUGCGUUCGUGCCGUGCUUCGUGUUCGUGUGGGCGGCGCUGGCGCUGGUGGCGCUGCUGGUGUUCGAGACGGAGUGGGCGCCGCUGCGAGCCCUGCGCCGCAAGCCGGAGCUGGUGGCCCUCCGCCGCCUCUACUACGCGCCCCUCAAGGAGUACCUCAAGCGGAAGGUGGUCGAGUUGUUUUGAUUCCGAUCGGCUGUCGUCCGACGCGAUCGGUCGAUGUCAACUGAGCGUUGUGAUUGGUGCGUACGUUGUAUAUUGAUAUGCGAUUUUUUGACAUUUUCGUUUGUAUUACCGACUUGUACUGAAAUUUCUUUAGCCUGAUGCGUUAGGUAGGACUGAUGCCGUUAAUGUAUCUAAUAAUCUGAACGCUGUCUACAGAGUUGUGUCAAAUUUUUCAAGCACACGGUAGGAUAUUUAGGGUUAAGUCUAUUUUUGAAUCUCGGAUAUCUUUACCAGGAAAACAUUUUGUCUAUAAUAUGUUUUUAUGUUGUGUUUGAAACACGGCAGUACUUAAAAUUUUGCAGAAAAAGAUUUUUUGGAGGAUUAUAACGAUUUGUUAAGCUGCUGAGCUAGAUAAUAUAAACAGUAAUCUACUUAUAUUAUUAUGGUUAAGUGUUAAGCUAAUUAUAUAAUUUAUUUCUUUGAAAGAGGAGCACAAAUUAUAUUUUUAUUUACAAGACAAUUUUUUUUAUAUUUUAAAAUAAUUUAGUGUUUAAUAAAUAUUUAUUUUUUGCUAUUGUUUUCCUGGCGAAGUCAAAUAGAUAUUUGUACAUUGUAUUUAAUCGCAUUUAUAUUUAAGUCACCGCUAUACGCUUUCUUAUAGUACAAUUUAUUUUUAAGCUUAGCACACCGGCACUAGGGAUUUGUAAGAUUCUGCAUAAAAAAGUAAAUAAAUAUUAAGGGAGUUGACAAUUUAUGUUGUUUUUUGUGAUGAAAUAAUGACGCUAGAUAGUUUGCCUUUUAAAUAAGAUUAUAGGUUGGUCGGACUGUAAAUAAUAAAAAGAGUGAACUUUCUAAGCGAGCGUGGAUGGAUAAUUCAAAAUAAAAAAAACGUCAAAGAGUGACUAGUUGAAUUCAUAAAAACUCAUAAUUAAUAUGUUUUGAAAAAACAAAAGUUCUAGUCAGGAAUCGAACUAGUUGAUUUAGAAAUACACUAUCCUAUCAGAUGGUCAGUAAAGGGAGCUUAUGUCAUUACUAUUAACUUUGGUAUGAACAGCAUCGGUGUUGCCCGAGCGCUAUGACAUGUCCUUCUUUAUAUGAGGUUUAAAAAGAGUGCUCACCUCCCGGUAGGCAACGUUUUGGUUGUGCCUCUGGCAUUGCUUUAGUCCAUGGCCGGCGGAUGCUGCUUACCAUCAGGCGGACCGCUUGUUCGUUUGCCUAUUAAGGCAAUAAAAAAGUAGUGAUUAAAUAUGACAUGUGAUGACGUAUGGCAAAUUAAAGCCUUAAUUAGAUGAAGUGGGUUACUUUAAGCCAGUCUCGCCUGUCAAUAAGGGCUAGAAUUGCCUCGCUAGGUUCAGACGAGGCAACUUCUUGUGUCCUUUUGGAAAUAUGCUCUAAUUGAGGUGUAAAGGAGCAGUGUUAAUUUUUUGAUGAUCUGUUUUUCAUAUCGGUUAUUAACUUAAAUUGCAAUAUAUAAUUUAAUUUGCUAUGUGAUAAAAAUGAAAUUAUUUAUUAUUUAAUAGUCAACUACCCUGAUGAUGUAUCAAAAUAUUAUUUCGCUGAAAAAAAAAUGAUGGUGCCGUUUUUAUGUACAAAUAUUUUUUUUAUUUACAAAUUAAAUUAAUUAUAAAUCAACCGUGUCACAAUCUGUUAACAAUUUACGUUUUUUUUUAAUAUUAAGACUGACCAGAAAAAUAAAAAGUAUGCUUGUUGGUGCCACUUGCUAUUUCAAUAAGUUAAUGUUGUCCAUACAAGAAAUAUAUUCCACAUUUAAAAACAUGGCGAGGAUUUUUAUUUUUCUGGUCAGGGUAUAAUUCGGCGAUGAACACGUACCAUCUUGUUAGAAUCUUAUCGGAUCUGCGAUGUAACGAAUCUCAAGCAGUUGCUUCUUCACAUUCCACUCAAUGUUUUCGUCUUCCAAACAAAAGUAUUUAUUUACAAUUUUAUUUACAUUUAAAGUUUAUUUAUUAGCUUGUAAGUUAACGCACCAAGUAUUAAAUGGUUAGGUCAUGACGCAAUUUAAUUAUUUUUGGUAAAUGGUUAGGUUUUUAUGAUUCAACUUAUUGUCUUUCGGUUGAACAACAGCGCAAAUCAGUUUACAUAAUAAUGUUUACAUCGCUAUAAGUCUGCGCAUUUGAUACAAAAUUAUUUUUGGUUAAAUAAUAAAAUGGCUAGUAAGUUUCUGAACGACACUCAAAAAUUGUUUAAACUAGGGGUGACGAACCUUUAUUGGGUAACGUGCCAUUAUUAAAAAAUGAAAUGUGCGGAUAACGUGCCAUCCAGGACCGGCUUUAUUGCCCAGUACCUCUUUUUGGUUUGGACAAAAAUUAUGGUUGGGAUAUUAUAGGCGUGCCAAUGGUUCACCAUCCCUGGUACAAACUGAACUUGCGGAGUUUUGUAAUGUAUAGUUAUUAAUAAGUGAGCACAAUGUAUUAAUAUAUAUGCUUUAUAUUUUGGUAUGUGCCAUAUUGAAUUUUCUUUCCUAGUCAUGUAAUGUUGCACAAUAGUUAAUAUAUUUUCUAAACUGUUUUCACGUAUUUUUCAUUGCUUGAAAUAUUUAUUUGUUACGUUGGAAAUUGCAAUGAUAAAAUUAUAUAACAUGUGAAUGUUGUUAAUGCCUUAUUAGAGUGAGUGUGUUAGAUUAAGUGAGCUAUUGUUCGGACGCAGUACCUAACGUAGGGCUAACGGCAUGGGACGCAGAUAUUGACAUUAUGACAGAAAAAUUAAAUAAACAUAUUUUAUUAUUAAUUACAUGAAAUAUACGAAGUUUUUUUAUAUAUAUCCUAAAUAUAAUGAGCACAGAGCUGAACCGAAGUAACCCGAAAAUACGACACAUAAUGAAUUUCAACGAAAUAAUUUAUAUUUUCAUGUGAAUCCGUUCACUCACUCGACAUUGGUCUCUUAAAGAGACAUAUGUGUAUAUCCAAAAAAAUACAUACAAUUUUCUACAUUACUCCGUUGAGGUAGAGACCAAAAUGCUACAUUGUAUAAAUUCAUAGCUCAUGUGAAUUUGUGUUCAACAAUCCAGUGCUGUGCGCCCUAGGUUAGGGUCUGUGGAGAUGCUUCUUUUCGCCUAGUCACGUGAUGUAUUCGAUUUCUUCUGAUGCAUUCAUAUUGUUAGAACUAGUCGUAUGGAACUCAUGACAUUUCUAUAAAAGUCAGGUUGGAAUAUUUUUUACACAAAGCAAAUUGUGGUACUUACGUUUGCUCAGUGGUUACAAAUUUGUUUAAUAUUCAAUUUAAUAAAACUGUAGAUAUAUUAUAAUUGACACCUAAUUUCAGCUUUGAAGUGUUACUGUAUUUAGAUUUAUUAUAUUCAAGAACAUUUGCGCGCUUAUUUAGAUUUGGUACUUGCUUGCUAAUAAUUCUAAUAUUAGCAAGUAAGUACCAAACAACUGCUAUAAGUUUUGAAUUUUCUAAGUAACUCUGUAAUAUCUUUACAUUCAGUAUAUUAUUUGAAGUUUCCGUGUACAAUAUUCUAAAACGCAAAUUCGUAACCACUGACAGCAUAAAUUGACUUACUAAAAUAUAGUAUGUAGCUAUGUUCUAAGUAAAAUAAGCUGCUUUUGAAAUUACGUUAUUUUAAAGGGUUAAGAAAUCAUUUUCUCAUAGAGUUGUCAAUUAAGAAUUAUUAAAAAUGUUAAAAAUGUAACUCAAUAUUGGACAUUAAGUUUAGGCUAAAUGUAAAUGUUGAUUUUCUCUUAGGACCACUUUACACUUACGCGAAUUGAUUCUUUGGGCCUGCAUAUUUAAUAACGUGAUCGAAAUACAAAUGGAAAUUAUAGUGAGUAUAGCACAUAGCCUGAUGUGGGGGAAUGUCACGUAGAGUACCAACGCCAAUCUUAUAGUUGAUUUGAAAUUGGUUCCUGGCUGUAUUGUAUUUAGAGUUUUCACAUAUUAAAUUCUAGCAAUAAUACUGCUAGGUUAAUGCCUUCCCUUCAAAUAAAGUUAUAAUCAUUAUAUACUGAGAAAUUAAUUAAUUUGAUUAAAACAUAUUUAAAAUUGAGAUUCGAACAAUGCGGUCAAGUGCAAACUGCAGUCCUAUGAGAAUCAAUUCACAUAAAGCAGUGGAGAGGGUCCUUUAGUCUUGUUACUGUACUAUAGCUGGUGAGUAGGACUUUUUCUUUGUGGACCAACAUGCUACUGUUAAGUUUGUACUUACCUAACAUAACUUAUUUUUAUAACGUUAUUGCUUUUUAAAUUCUUAACUCGCUUAGAUCUAAGGAUGUCUUGUAACGAGCCUGAACAUUGACAAAAUAUACAAGUUUCGUUUCUACACAAUAUAUAGUUGCCAAAA